GCUCGUUGUCCCGCCCCAUCCUCCUCUCCCUUCCUCUGACGACCUCACGCCGCUCGCCAGCAUGAGCUUCCAGAACUUCAGGCUGGGGCCCCCGCCCCCACACCACGCAUUCUCAGAGAUCGACACGCCCCCGCACUCCACGCUGUCUGCGGGACAGUCGUCGUCACUUUCGCCUCCCUUCGGGCAGCUGUCGAGCGACUCGGGCACGCGCGUGCAGUCGCCCUCUUCGGCCACGCACUUUGCGGACAACUCGCGGAAGGGGCUGUACGGGUCGGGGGACGCGGACGACCGCUACACGCUCAUCUUCGAGAACAUGGACGCGUUCGAGGCGUGGCGGCAGCGCGAGGAGGAGGAGAAGAUGGUCGAGUUCGUCAAGGGCGACACGCACGCGUCCAAGGCGGUCCCGCCGCGGUUCAAGGAGCACACGAAGCUCGUGUGCGGGCGCCAUUCGCGCGGGGGGAGGAAGAAGUACGUGAAGAAGUAUCCGGACAGGGUCAGGAAGGUGCCUAGCAGGAAGCUUGAAGGCAUCGGGUGCCCCGCGUCGAUCAGCUACAAGACGUACUUCGAUACGGAGGAGGUCCGCGCAUGCUACAUCUCUGACCACUCGCAUGAGACUGGCCUGGCCAAUCUCCCCUUUACGAAACGUGGGCGGAAAGCGCAGGCUGAGAUGGAUGCGCGUGCUACAGGAGAACGCCCACGAGGUCGACCCCGCAAGGACCGGCCGCAGGAGCCUGAGCAGUCGUCAUCAAGCCCGCAGUCUGUCUCAUUCAUGGACGAUGCGCAGAAUGCCGUCGCGGGCCCCUCUUCCGCGCCGCAGAUCGCCCAGCAGCACCAGCAGCCUCCGCCACAGAUGCCCGAAUCACAGCAGACGUUCCAGUCGAGCAUCGCCAUGCUGGCUCCUCUUCCUUCUAUGGCUCACGUGCAGCAGACUGGAGUCGAGAUUUCGCAGGAGCGGUGGGAUCGAAUGGGUGUGCUCUUCCAAAGUAUCCGGGACCAUGCACGGUCGUUUGAAUUCCCAGCACCGUCGGUGGCUGCUUUGGAGAGUGUACUCAUCCGUCUGUAUCUGGAGAGCCCUAUCGGAGGGGGAUUAAGUGCAAGUGUUCCCGCGAUGGAUGGUAUGCAUGGAGGGGUCGGAAUGGGUGGACCCUCGAUGGACGGUCGUCAUAACCACCAUGGAGCGGGGACAUAGGCCGUAGUCAGUUGUCUUCUUUUAAAACACCUAGCAACUAUUUCAGACGUGUAUCUCUUGGCACUGCCUCGAUAUCUUGGAC
Molecule: messenger RNA, 1271 nt
Organism: Dichomitus squalens LYAD-421 SS1
Lineage: Eukaryota; Fungi; Basidiomycota; Agaricomycetes; Polyporales; Polyporaceae
Exons: 3
Coding region: 62-1189 (375 amino acids)
Source: RefSeq, a predicted model, not a curated record